AUGGUCACAGGAAAGGGGUUCAGAAGAGGGGAGCAGCUGGAGCAAAUUGCCCCAGGACCCGACCAUUCUCAUAGCAUUAACAUAGCAUUCUCAUUUUUCAGGGUAACGGAUCACAUCCUCGCCAUGGCACGACCUAGUACAGAAAUAAUAAAGAAAAAGAACAUUGUUCAUCAGUUUUUAAGCGCUGGCAUUCGGUCGAUCAUAAACCUGCAGAUCCCUGGAGAGCAUGCGAGUUGCGGGGCCUCUCUGGAAAGCAGUGGUUUCACAUAUAACCCUGAUAUCUUCAUGGAGAAUAACAUUUAUUUCUACAACUUCGGCUGGAAGGACUAUGGCGAAGCGACGUCGAGCGGCCUCCUGGACAUGGUGAAAGUGAUGGCGUUCGCCCUGGAGGAAGGAAAGGUCGCCGUCCACUGCCACGCAGGGCUUGGCAGAACGGGCGUUUUGAUAGCUUGCUAUCUAGUGUAUAGCUUGCGAGUGCGUGCCAAUGACGCCAUUCGCUUCGUCAGAUUAAAACGCCCAAAUGCAGUACAAACGAGA
Messenger RNA from Gryllus bimaculatus (two-spotted cricket), 537 nucleotides. The record is from the annotation of a GenBank genome assembly. Lineage: Eukaryota; Metazoa; Arthropoda; Insecta; Orthoptera; Gryllidae.